GGAGGGUGGCGCGGCGGCAGAGCGGCCCGGGCCGGCAGAGCAGCCAUGGGCGCCGGGGUGCCGGGCCCCCCGAGAGCCGAGGCCCCCGGCCGGGGUGGGGGACGCCCGGGCUGCCAGCCCCGCUGACACCGCCUCGGACGAUGUGAGCCCGCGCCUCCGCCGCUGCUUCACGGGCAGGGCGCGCGGUCCCACCGGCCCCGGCCGCCGCUUCUCUAAUUUGGGUGGGGGCGACCGUAGCAGGCCGCUCGGGCUCUGAAAGAGGGGCUGUCUGUGGCAGCUGGAUUGGGGGAGGCGACCCACACAGGGCGCUCGGAGAUUUUUUUUUCCUUUUUUUUUUUUUUUUUUAAGCGGGGUUAACUGUUUUUGGCAGCUUGGUUUUGGUUUGGGGGAGCCUAAAAAAGGCCUUCCGGGGUUUCUUUUCGGGGGGGAGGGGGCGGUGGUCCCGACUUGGCCAGCCGCCUGUUGGAGGGGGGGAGCGGGAAGCGAGGGGAUGCGCCCCCGUCUCCCCCCACCAUGAUGAAGACGGAGCCGCGGGGGCCCGGGGGUCCCCUCCGGAGCGCCUCCCCGCACCGCAGCGCCUACGAGGCGGGCAUCCAGGCACUGAAGCCGCCCGAAGCGCCCGGGCCCGACGAGGCGCCCAAGGCGGCCCACCACAAGAAAUAUGGCUCCAACGUCCACCGCAUCAAAAGUAUGUUCCUGCAGAUGGGCACGACGGCGGGGCCGCCGGGCGAGGCGGGCGGCGGCGCGGGCCCCACGGAGGCCCUGCGGGCGCCCGAGCGCGGCGUGCGCCUGUCGCUGCCGCGGGCCAGCAGCCUGAACGAGAACGUGGACCACAGCGCCCUGCUCAAGCUGGGCACCAGCGUGUCGGAGCGCGUGAGCCGCUUCGACUCCAAGCCCGCGCCCUCGGCGCAGCCCGCGCCGCCGCCGCACCCGCCGUCCCGGCUGCAGGAGACGCGGAAGCUGUUCGAACGGAGCGUCCCAGCGACCGCGGGCAGCGACAAGGAGGCCGCGGCGCGGCGGCUGCUGAGGCAGGAGCGCGCCGGCCUGCAGGACCGGAAGCUGGACGUCGUGGUGCGCUUCAACGGCAGCACGGAGGCGCUGGACAAGCUGGACGCUGACGCCGUGUCGCCGACGGUCAGCCAGCUCAGCGCAGUCUUUGAGAAGGCCGACUCGAGGACCGGCCUCCACCGUGGACCCGGGCUCCCCAGGGCCGCGGCCGCCGGGGCUCCCCAGGUCAACUCGAAGCUGGUCAGUAAGCGGUCCCGGGUGUUCCAGCCGCCGCCGCCGCCGCCGCCGCCGCCCGCGCCGUCGGGGGAUGCGCCGGGCGAGAAGGAACGCGGCCCCGCAGGGCAGCAGCCUCCGCAGCACCGAGUGGCUCCUGCCCGGCCGCCCCCCAAGCCCCGGGAGGUGCGCAAGAUUAAGCCCGUGGAGGUGGAGGAGAGCGGGGAGUCGGAGGCCGAGGCGGCGCCCGGGGAGGUGAUUCAGGCGGAGGUGACGGUCCACGCGGCCCUGGAGAAUGGCAGCGCCUUGGCAACCACUGCCAGCCCCGCGCGCGAGGAGCAGAAGGCCCAGGCGGCCCCCGAGGAGGCCACGGCGACCGUGGCGGCGCCUGAGAGAGGGGUGGGCAAUGGCCGGGCCCCGGACGUGGCCCCCGAGGAGGCGGAUGAGUCCAAGAAGGAGGACUUUUCGGAGGCGGACUUGGUGGACGUGAGCGCCUACAGUGGGCUGGGGGAGGACUCUGGGGGCAGUGCCCUGGAGGAGGACGACGAAGAAGACGAGGAGGAUGGGGAGCCCCCCUAUGAGCCCGAGUCGGGGUGCGUGGAGAUCCCGGGGCUCUCGGAAGAAGAGGACCCGGCCCCGAGCCGGAAGAUCCAUUUCAGCACGGCGCCCAUCCAAGUGUUCAGCACCUACUCCAACGAGGACUACGACCGGCGCAACGAGGACGUGGACCCCAUGGCCGCCUCGGCUGAGUAUGAGCUGGAGAAGCGGGUAGAGAGGCUGGAGCUGUUCCCCGUGGAGCUGGAGAAGGACUCCGAGGGCCUGGGCAUCAGCAUCAUUGGCAUGGGGGCCGGGGCGGACAUGGGCCUGGAGAAGCUGGGCAUCUUCGUGAAGACGGUGACCGAGGGUGGUGCGGCCCACCGGGACGGCAGGAUCCAAGUGAAUGAUCUCCUGGUGGAGGUGGACGGCACGAGUCUGGUUGGAGUGACCCAGAGCUUCGCAGCCUCCGUGCUCCGGAAUACCAAGGGUCGCGUGCGGUUUAUGAUUGGCCGGGAGCGUCCAGGCGAGCAGAGCGAGGUGGCCCAGCUAAUUCAACAGACCCUGGAACAGGAGCGAUGGCAGCGGGAGAUGAUGGAGCAGAGAUACGCCCAGUACGGGGAGGACGACGAGGAGACAGGAGAAUAUGCUACCGAUGAAGAUGAGGAGCUGAGUCCCACGUUCCCGGGUGGUGAGAUGGCCAUUGAGGUGUUUGAGCUGGCGGAAAACGAAGAUGCCUUGUCCCCUGUGGACAUGGAGCCCGAGAAGCUGGUGCACAAGUUCAAGGAGCUCCAGAUCAAGCAUGCCGUGACUGAGGCAGAGAUCCAGCAGCUGAAAAGGAAGCUGCAGAGCCUAGAGCAGGAGAAGGGGCGGUGGCGGGUGGAAAAGGCCCAGCUGGAGCAGAGCGUGGAGGAGAACAAGGAGCGCAUGGAAAAGCUGGAGGGCUACUGGGGCGAGGCCCAGAGCCUGUGCCAAGCUGUGGACGAGCACCUGCGGGAGACCCAGGCCCAGUACCAGGCCCUGGAGCGCAAGUACAGCAAGGCCAAGCGCCUCAUCAAGGACUACCAGCAGAAGGAGAUCGAGUUCCUGAAAAAGGAGACCGCACAGCGGCGGGUUUUGGAAGAGUCAGAGCUGGCUAGGAAGGAGGAGAUGGACAAGCUCCUGGAUAAGAUCUCAGAACUGGAAGGAAACCUGCAAACACUGAGGAAUUCCAAUUCUACUUAACAGGAAUCAUUCCUUGACCGGACAAUAAUUAAUCCCCUCCUGUUGUCCUCCCUCCCCUGUCCUCAAUACUUCACCCCGCCCCCUACCAGCCUGGGGACAGGUGCCCCGACUUCCCCACCCUCCACCCCACCUCCCCCAGCUUCAGGGACCAGAGGGCCUGGGCAGACAGAGGUGGCUGGAAGGACGGCCUCCUUCUUGCCCUAUGGGGCUGAGGCACAGAGGCCAAGGGAUGUGAGGG
Messenger RNA from Mustela lutreola (European mink), 3217 nucleotides. It is a transcript of the gene PPP1R9B, whose product is annotated as protein phosphatase 1 regulatory subunit 9B. Gene Ontology annotation, molecular function: actin filament binding. The coding region runs from base 514 to 2979 and encodes 821 amino acids. Gene Ontology annotation, biological process: actin filament organization; calcium-mediated signaling; neuron projection development. Gene Ontology annotation, cellular component: cytoplasm; postsynaptic density; dendrite. The transcript is spliced from 10 exons. Lineage: Eukaryota; Metazoa; Chordata; Mammalia; Carnivora; Mustelidae. The record is from RefSeq and is a predicted model, not a curated record.